AUGCAGCGCGAUAAUCUGCGAUUCAACUCAACCACCCAAACCACAUCUCACCCUCUCAAUACCGCGAUGGCGCCGAUGACGCCACUCAGCUCUAGUCCCAGGAAGCGACGCGUAGCGAGUCCCGCAAACGGAGUCAAGACACCACCUCUCUCACGGGAAGCUGCGAUACCAGAAUUCAGUCCCGAAGACUCCCAAGAUGUCGGCCAGCACGAUGCGUCUGCGCUGUCGGACGAAGUCGACACCCACCUUGUCCAAAACAACGGAAUGCUGCGCCUCCCAUCCGAACUCCUUGAAAUGGUAGCUUCCAACAUGCUCGGCACUACGCACAUCUUCAAUUUUGGACUGGUCAACAAACGUCUUGGAGAAAUUGUUCAAAAAACCAUCCUGCGAGAGCUGAUCGUGUCGGGGAGGAACAUCAAAGGCUUCUUGCGAAUGCUUGGCUAUCAGCCGGAACUCCUUAGCAAGGUACUCAGUAUCAAUCUUGGGGAUUUCGGGUGCAGUCACCACGUAGGCUGUUUCUGCGCGAAUGGAAACAGUCUCGACCUGGACAUACUGGAAGGUCUUGGCGCAGCCAUCUCUACGACUACUGGACAUACCCCGGACUGGAGCCGAGUUUGGGAAAGCAACGCCUCAGUCGGCACCAUAUGGAGGAAGGAGCCAGCGCUUUACCUUAAUCUUCUCGCGAUAUCGUGUCCCAACAUCAAAUCGGUGGCUGUUCAGCUACCGGAAGUGAGGCCCUUUUUCUCCAGCCAACCGCCACGUUCGCUUCAGCGGGCACCUCUAGUCUUUCCAGCGCUGAAUCUUGAGAUGCUACCCGGUGCUCCAUUCCAAGGACCAGCGUUACCACUGUUCCAGGCCAAGCUCGAAUCUCUCACAAUCGCGGAGAACACCAGAUGGAAAGGGCCGCCCACCAUCGAGGUUCUUGAGUCGCACGAUGCCAAAUGGAGGAGUAUGGGAGCGCACAUAAUCACACUGGCGGAUUUCGCAAGAUUGAAGCGGCUUGACAUACCCAUGGGCAUUCUUGGGCGCCCCGACGACGUAGUCUUCUCUCUUGCGGCCAAACCUUUUGCAGCACGUGUCAAUGAUGCGCUCCCGGCUAAAAAGACUUUAGAAGAGGCACGUUCCAAAGUCAUACCACUCACUAUCCAACGCCUUCACUUGCGCUCGUGUAAUAAAUGGACGUUUGCUCUUUUGCAAAGAAUAAACGAAAUCCCCGUGGGCGACCUGAGACUCAAGCACAUUGAGCUAUCUUUCAACACGCCGUGCAAACAACUCAUCAUACUGUGCAACGCUUUCGAUCUGGGUCGGCUGGAUUACCUUGACCUACUUACAAGCCUCGGUCGCAAAGGCAUCAAAGUGACCUUCCAUAGUGGGUCCCAAGAGGUAACCGGCGACAUGCGCCAAGAACUCGAGGCUUUUUAUCGUUUACGGCCUCUGGAAAUGUGGCGCUGUUCAGGGUCAUCAGCGCCAUUCUCCGAGUGGGCUCCAGAAGCAAGCAGACAACCCCAACCGGCCUUUGGCGUCAGGGUGUUCUUACGUCACGCUGACCACCACUCGCAACUCCUGAACAGCCCCACAUUUGAUUUGAGGUUGUGGAUACAGAGUGCAUUCUUUCAUGGUAUCAGGAGCAGCAAGUGGGAUCCGCAGCUUCAAGAACCAAACAAGAAGCAAGCGACAAUCGACUCUAGUGGAUGGGCUGACAGGGCUCUGGGGAAGCAUCUGGACAGUUUCCAGUUCACUCUCCGCUUCGAGCAGAAACUUGCGCCUCUCGCUAAAGAGACUCUAUUCCUUGGUGCGAGCUUUGUCACCACGGAGAGUACGAACGCACAGUCUCCAGAUCAGUACAGAGACUCGAUCAAGAAACCGUGUGCGAAAGAAGAGCAGACAAAGCGGUCCAAGAAAGCUGAAUUCAACGAGCCUGCAUCAUACAUUACCGAUAAGGCGCAGGGCUUGGACGAGGACAUAGAACGUCUGCAUUUAGAAUCUGUAAGUAUCCCCAUGGCCGCCGAGUUCAGUGAGACACUGUGGGCUAGCGUUGCCUGGAAGAUACUGCUGCAACCGAAGAGGAGGUUAUGCUACAGGAACUGUUCAGAAGGUUUGGGUGGUAUCUAA
Molecule: messenger RNA, 2112 nt
Organism: Alternaria triticimaculans
Lineage: Eukaryota; Fungi; Ascomycota; Dothideomycetes; Pleosporales; Pleosporaceae
Exons: 3
Coding region: 1-2112 (703 amino acids)
Source: RefSeq, a predicted model, not a curated record